AUGAAAAUGGAAAAGUUGAAAAAGCGCGCGUCAAAUGUAAAGCGCGGGCUCAUCCAGAUCUGCCUUUGUCUUUGCAACCUGCCCAUGCUCAGCCACGCCCACUACAUACAAAUCGAUCACGAGGAGUUUCGCGCCAGCGGCUUUCCCCAUCCACACUUGCCACCCCCUCCACCGCACCUCGAGCACUUGCCCCAAGCAGCGGCCACCAAGGAGCUAACUCCCGCCGAAAUAAUGGUCGAUCUAACAAACGAUCUGACAUAUCGCAUCCAACACUACCACUCCAUACUCAACCGCAACAACUUUGCCUUCUCGCCCACCGCACUGGUCAGUGUCCUGGUGGCGCUCUACGAGGGCUCGGCGGGCCACAGUGCCAACGAGCUGCGGAAUGUGCUCCAGCUUCCCAACAAUCGUGACAUCAUACGCAUCGGCUACCGCGACAUACAUCGACGACUGCGGACCUAUUUUUUUGGCUCAGACAAUCCUCUGAAGGGCCUUAGUCUGAACAGAAACAAUGUGACAGUGCUAAAGGAUUUCGAGACUGUUCUAAUGUUCUACGGCUACGACUUGAGCGUCGAUAUGGUCUCAGCGACAGCACCAACAAAUGCCACGACUGAGCUGACGAACACAACCAUGGCCAGUAACACCACGUCCGAAGAUAUGCAGACAGAAACCACAACGCUCAAAGAUUCGGAAACAACAACGACCGAGCCAUCCACAACUACAACAGAAGAGACAACGGAGGCUGCCACAACAACAACUACGGUGGAGACUACCACAGUAGAGGCUGAGACAGAAGCCACCGAAGCCACCGAGGCGCCAGCAGCAGCAUCUGACGAGGAUGCAGCCGAGGCAGCAGGAGAGGGCGAAGACGAGGCUGCCGAACUGGUCUCCGCUUUUGUGGCAGAAGAGGAUGCCGAACCAUUCUUGCGCAUACAAAAAGCGCGCGUUUCCCGACUACCAACCAGCAAACUUCAGGCACCACUCAAGCAUUCUCUUCCCAUUACACCAAAGCCCAACUAUUUGCCCAGUGCGGUCCACAGCAUCCAGAUACCUAUGGCUGCGCGUCAAAUUUCUGCGCCUACGAACAGUAUGCGACAAGCUUCGUUGACGACAAAGGCACCGAAGCUGCGACAAACUAGCAGCAGCACACCAUCUCCGCCCCUACGUUCUCCAGCCCCGACAACAAGUCGAAAGGCAAAAUCGGCCCGCCUGAAGCGCCACGUCCUUGGCUACAAGGAUUUGGAUGCCAAUCUCUUUCUAACGCUCUUUAGCCCACACGCUCCUCAUCACCAUCGCAACUUGCUGCCCUUAACACCCACGCACCACGCCCCUGUGUCUGCCUUUACGCAUAUUUCCAAUGAGUUCUCAUUGGAUGUGGAGCCGCACUUUAUCAAUGACGCCGCAGAGACGAAACAAAACUACAAUACGGAUGUCAUUAGCCAUGUCUUCUAUUUGGGCAGCCAGCAAAUCGUUCACACCACCUUCAAGGUGUACAACGCUGUGCUGUACUUCAAGUAUUUUGAGCAUCUGAAGAUCAGCGCCCUCGAACUAGAGCUGGACACGCCCGAGUACAACCUGAUGAUUCUUCUUCCGGACUAUCACAUGGACAUCGUUGCCGCCGCCGCCUCCCUCAAGCUGGGACCCACCCUUCGGCUAAUGCGCAAGCAGCUCAAGCCACGCUGGGUACAAGCCAUCAUACCCGACUUUAAGCUGCACGGGACAAUGUUUCUCACCAACGAUCUUCAAAAUAUGGGAAUUUGCGAUAUUUUUGAGCCAAGUCGCGCAGAUUUCCGUCCCAUGACCGGGGAACGGGAGCAGAUCUAUGUGCGUCAUAUUGAGCAAGCCAUAAACGUUUCCAUUCGUACGCGGCCCAUCAAUCAGCUCAAACGCAACUAUGGCGCCCAAACAAAGCCCAUACAGAUCUCUGUUAACCAUCCGUUUCUGUUUUUCAUCGUCGAUCGCGACUUGGAUGUGGCGGUGAUGGCGGGGCGCAUACUCAAUCCACUGAACGUGCGAAUACAGUAA
This is a messenger RNA of Scaptodrosophila lebanonensis, 2025 nucleotides long. RefSeq lists its product as uncharacterized. Gene Ontology annotation, molecular function: serine-type endopeptidase inhibitor activity. The record is from RefSeq and is a predicted model, not a curated record. The transcript has 4 exons. The coding region runs from base 1 to 2025 and encodes 674 amino acids. Lineage: Eukaryota; Metazoa; Arthropoda; Insecta; Diptera; Drosophilidae.